Ictalurus punctatus (channel catfish) is the source of this 1672-nucleotide messenger RNA. It is a transcript of the gene ddx39ab, whose product is annotated as DEAD (Asp-Glu-Ala-Asp) box polypeptide 39Ab. The record is from RefSeq and is a predicted model, not a curated record. Gene Ontology annotation, biological process: mRNA splicing, via spliceosome; mRNA export from nucleus. NCBI's taxonomy places the organism in Eukaryota, Metazoa, Chordata, Actinopteri, Siluriformes, Ictaluridae. The transcript is spliced from 10 exons. Gene Ontology annotation, molecular function: RNA helicase activity; RNA binding; ATP binding. The coding region runs from base 132 to 1415 and encodes 427 amino acids.
GAAUCAUCCAUUGAUGUUGCCUCUUCUCAGAGAGGGCGGGUACUUCCGGGUUGUAGUAUAAACCCCAAGGCCUGCGCGUGUGCUUGUUAAUAUCUUUUCUCUUUCUGCUCCGGGUUUAUUCGCUGUAAAGUAUGGCUGAGAACGAUGCCGAUAACGAGCUUUUGGACUACGAGGAGGACGAGGAGCCUCAGGUAGCACCAGAGAGUGUCACCCCAGUUGGGAAGAAGGAAGUGAAGGGUUCGUACGUGUCCAUCCACAGCUCAGGCUUCAGGGACUUUCUGCUCAAGCCCGAGCUCCUGAGGGCGAUCGUGGACUGCGGCUUCGAGCAUCCGUCUGAAGUGCAGCACGAGUGUAUCCCACAGGCCAUCCUGGGCAUGGACAUCUUGUGCCAAGCGAAAUCGGGUAUGGGGAAGACGGCGGUGUUUGUCCUGGCCACGCUGCAGCAGAUCGAGCCCGUGGAUGGACAGGUGUCGGUGCUGGUGAUGUGUCACACGCGUGAGCUGGCCUUCCAGAUCAGCAAAGAGUACGAGCGCUUCUCCAAGUACAUGCCCACGGUGAAGGUGGCCGUGUUCUUCGGCGGCCUGCCCAUCAAGAAGGACGAGGACGUGCUGAAGAAGAACUGCCCACACAUUGUGGUGGGGACGCCCGGCCGCAUCCUCGCCCUCAUCCGCAAUAAGACGCUCGGCCUCAAAAACGUCAAACACUUCGUCCUGGACGAGUGCGAUAAGAUGCUGGAGCAGCUCGAUAUGAGGCGUGAUGUGCAGGACAUCUUCAGACUCACCCCUCAUGAGAAGCAGUGCAUGAUGUUCAGCGCCACCCUGAGUAAAGAGAUCCGGCCGGUCUGCCGCAAGUUCAUGCAGGAUCCGAUGGAGGUGUUUGUGGACGACGAGACGAAGCUGACGCUGCACGGCCUGCAGCAGUACUACUGCAAACUGAAGGACAGCGAGAAGAACCGCAAGCUCUUUGAUCUGCUCGAUGUUCUCGAGUUCAACCAGGUGGUGAUCUUUGUGAAGUCUGUGCAGCGCUGCGUGGCUCUCUCUCAGCUGCUGGUGGAGCAGAACUUCCCAGCCAUCGCCAUCCACAGAGGCAUGGCUCAGGAGGAGAGGCUGUCGCGCUACCAGCAGUUUAAAGACUUCCAGCGGAGGAUCCUGGUGGCCACUAACCUGUUCGGCAGAGGGAUGGACAUUGAGAGGGUCAACAUCGUCUUCAACUACGACAUGCCUGAGGACUCGGACACGUACCUGCACAGGGUCGCCCGCGCUGGCCGUUUCGGCACUAAGGGUCUGGCCGUGACGUUUGUGUCCGAUGAGACUGACGCCAAAACGCUGAACGACGUGCAGGACCGCUUCGAGGUCAACGUGGCCGAGCUACCGGAAGAGAUCGACAUCUCCACUUACAUCGAACAGUCCAGAUGAGUCGUUGCGUCGCGCCUGUGGACCACCAGCUCGCAGAUGUACCCUUGACCGUGUCGUCAUUGCCUGGCUGCUGCAGGAGUCACCUCCGGUGCAUGCUGUCAGUUUUAAAGUUCUGUACCAUGACGCCAUUUUUAACGUUUUUACUGUUUCUCUUUUGGGGUGGGGAGGAAAAAAUACUUUUUGUCCCAAGUCAUGUUUUAUUUUUAUUUUUUUGUUUGUUUUAAAGGAAUUAAAACUUUUUAUACAGUUGCUGUUAA